AUGCCGGUACGCAGCCUGAUGCCUCUCUUCAGCCUGAUGCCGGUACGCAGCCUGAUGCCUCUCUGCAGCCUGAUGCCGCCUGAUGCCUCUACUCGGCCUGAAGCCUCUACUCGGCCUGAAGCCUCUACUCGGCCUGAUGCCUCUCUACCCAGCAUGAUGAACUGAUCCAGCCUGACGAUCCUAUUAGGCCAGUUGACUCGAUGCCCGCUGUUGAUCCAGAUGAUCCGGUACCUGAUCCGGUGCCCCGCUGUCGAGCCAAAUGACCCGAUGCCUGGUGACCCGAUGCCGCUGCUGUCGAGCCAGACAAUCCGGUACCUGAUGACCCGGUGCUCACUGUCGUGCCUGUUGACUCGGAGCCCACUGCCUUGCCAGAUGACGCGGUGCCCGCUGUCAAGCCAAAUGACCUGAUGCCUGACGAUCCAAUGUCUGACCCAGUGCCCGCGGUCAUACCAGUUGACUCGGAGCCCACUGCCUUGCCAGAUGACGCGGUGCCCGCUGUCGAGCCAAAUGACCUGAUGCCUGACGAUCCAAUGUCUGACCCAGUGCCAGCGGUCAUCCCAGUUGACUCGGAGCCCACGGUUGUGCCUGGUGACUCGGUGCCCGCCGCCCCGCCUGGGGGCCUGAGACCUGUCGUCGUUCCGCCUGGGGGUCCGGCGCCCGCCACUCCGCCUGAGGGCCCGAGACCUGUCGCUCCAUCUGGGGGUCCGGCGCCCGCC
Molecule: messenger RNA, 716 nt
Organism: Staurois parvus
Lineage: Eukaryota; Metazoa; Chordata; Amphibia; Anura; Ranidae
Source: the annotation of a GenBank genome assembly